Argentina anserina (silverweed cinquefoil) is the source of this 1800-nucleotide messenger RNA. Its product is annotated as beta-glucuronosyltransferase GlcAT14B. Lineage: Eukaryota; Viridiplantae; Streptophyta; Magnoliopsida; Rosales; Rosaceae. Gene Ontology annotation, molecular function: glucuronosyltransferase activity. The record is from RefSeq and is a predicted model, not a curated record. Gene Ontology annotation, cellular component: membrane. The transcript is spliced from 4 exons. Bases 63 to 1460 code for a protein of 465 amino acids.
AAAAAAUGAAACACAAGUCAUAUUGAGAAACCAAACUCAAACCCCCGGCGGUAAGGAAAUCAAUGUUGUCGCCGUCGUCUUCCACCAUCAACCAUCACACUCACAGACUCACUCUCCAAGAAGCCAUGCAACACUCCGAUCCCCCACCACAACCACCACCACAACAACCACCACUACUUUCUUCCUCCUCCUCCUUCUCCUCCUCAUUAUUCAAAGACCACCCCACCAUCUUCGCCUCCUCCCUCUUCGCCCUCCUCCUCCUCUUCAUCACCCUCUCCUCCUCCCCUUACUCCUCCUCUCCUCUUCCCUCUCUCUCCUCCGCCACCCGCCCACCCGACCCUUUCCUCUUCCCUACGCGCCAGUCCCACCGCGUCGUCUACCACGACAACAACUCCUCCGAUCCGACACCGCCCUCCUUAGCUUACCUCAUCUCCGGCUCCAAAGGCGACUUGGGCCCCAUCGUCCGCCUCCUCCACGCCACCUACCACCCCAGAAACCAGUACCUCCUCCACCUCGAUCGCUUUGCUUCCGACUCUGACCGUGACAAGUUGGCCCUCAAGGUCAUAUCAGAACCCAUCUUCAGAGCCGCUCAGAAUGUCCACCUCAUCGGUAAAGCUGACAUUGUCUACCCCAAAGGCUCUUCUCCCAUCUCGUUCACUCUCCACGGCGCGUCGAUCUUGCUAAGGUUGUCGGCCAACUGGGACUGGUUCAUUAGCCUCACUGUUAAUGACUACCCACUUCUCAACCAAGACGAUCUUCUUCACAUUAUGUCGUUUCUGCCUAAGGAUCUCAACUUCGUGAACCAUUCGAGUUACAUUGGCUGGAAAGAGGCUAAGAGAUUGAAGCCGGUUAUUGUUGAUCCGGGGCUGUAUCGGUCUGAACCAAAUGUGAUGUUCUAUGCAGCACAGAAGAGGGUGUUGCCUAAUGCUUACCGAUUGUUUACAGGUGCUUCAUUUAAUAUAUUAAGUCGUAACUUUAUGGAGUUUUGCAUUGUUGGCAUUGAUAACCUCCCACGGACUCUGUUGAUGUAUUUUGCAAACACAGCGUCGUCCCUUUCUGACUACUUCCCUACCGUUAUUUGCAACUCCCGGCAGUUCAAUAAAACAAUCUUAAACCAUAAUUUACUAUAUGCCAAUGGUGACACACCCCUUAAAGAGAAGCCACCGCCACACAAUUCCAAUGAUUUUGAUGUUAUGGUUCAGAAUGGAGCUGCCUUUGCCACAGGAUUUCGAUCAGAUGAUCCAAUACUUGACCGUAUAGACAGAGAAAUUUUGAAACGCCAUUGGGGAAAAGUUGUGCCUGGUGGUUGGUGUUUAGGUGGGUUUGGAAAUGACACUUGCUCAGUUUGGGGAGAUGCUGAUAUUUUGAGGCCUAGUCCUAGAGCAAGAUCACUUGAGAAACUGUUAGUUGGUUUGCUCUCAAAUGGUACAUUUCAUUCCCGCCAAUGUAUAUACGAGUAAUCUUGGUUCAGUAGGUUGCCCUUUCACCAUUUGGAAUAUCUUGGCAGAAGAUUACCUGCUAUGGGCAUAUGCUUUCUAGAACACUAGGUCUAUUUAGUUCAGUUUAAGAUUGUUGUAAAAUGUAUCAUUGUGCCGCUAGAGUUGACCAACUUCCAGUUGUACGAGUGAUCUUUCAUUCUUUUCCACUUGCCCUCCACCCCAUUGUUUACAGGAAUAACAGGAUCAUACUGUGUUGAGAAACGGAUGAUUUGAGGAAGUUUGCAUUUCUCUUGCACACGUCAGAGUUGAAAUAAAUGACAUAACACCUUUUGAACUUGAUGUGAGCUCAGAGCUCCAAGUC